CGGCGCGCCGCCGCGGCCGCUGUUCGCUGAUGGUGGUGCCUGCGCCGCCGCUACAGUAGCGCCUCCGCUGCCCGCGCUGCGCCCAGCGCCGCCUGUGACGUCGUCGCCGCCGCCGCCGUUCAAACUCGGUCGCCCCGGAGGGACCCGCAAAAAAGCUUCGGUGCGCGCUUCGAGUCGCAACCAUGGGCGGAGUUGUGUCCAAGGUGUUCGGCCGGGGAUACAGGACCAGCGAACCAGGUUCGCCCAAUGUCCCCGCCGACGCCGACGGAGCUCCUGGGGAGGCUGGCAGUCGAGCAGCAGCGGCCCCCGCGGCUGCUACCGAAGCUGCUUCGGCAGCCAAGCAGCAGGGGAAGCCUGAAGCAGCUGCUCACGGGAAGGGCGCUGCCGAAGAAGCCAAGGCGCAGCAGCCUGUUUCUCCGACGAAGGGUCAGGCCGAGCCUUCGGCUCCGACUAGCGACGCAACAAAGCCUGCGGACCAGCAGUCCUCAAAGAAACCGACAGUCCUUGACACCGCCAAGGAGGACGUUCUGGGUGUGCUGGAAUCCGUGAAGAAGAACGUGGGAGCCGCCAAGGAGGCGUUCUUCGAGAAGCCCACCAAGACCGAAGAGAGCAAGUCGCCAUCGAGUCCGCCCAAAACGACGGCCGGCUCCGCUGAGCAGGCGGAACCGACCAAGACGCCUGGAGCGAAGACACCCGAGGCCAAGACACCGGAAUCCAAGACACCGGGAUCCAGGACACCGGAAUCCAGGACACCGGAAUCCAAGACACCGGGAUCCAGGACACCGGAAUCCAAGACGCCAGAAGCUAAGGGGGGAAGCUUCCUCACGAAGCUCGGUAUCACGAAGUCGGAAGAGGCCAAGCAGAAGGCCAAGGAAGAGGCCGCUUCCAAGCCCGCCGACGGAGAAAAGAAAGAAAGCGGCGCCUUCCUUCCAGAGGUUGGCAAACCUGCACUGGAGACUGCGCAGGGACAGGCCGAGCGGCCCAAGAGUGCAGCAGAGAAAGAGGUCACUGCUCAAACGCCUCCCUCGGUGACUGGCGCUGGAACAGCGGAAGCCGAGGCAGGGAAGGACAACGCUCCCGGGCCUCUCGAUGCGGGCAAAGUAAAUCCUCAGGAGUUCCUGAUCUUCGGGAAGGCAGCCGCCGGGGGCUUGAAGCAAAAGACUCAAGAGGCUAGCGAAGCGGCCGAACAAGUCAAGCAAGCGGCAGACGUCGCUCUGCAGAAGGCCAGCGAGCUGAAGGAUGCUGCCGUGAAGGCGGCGAGCGAGGGAAAGGAGAAAGUAGCGUCGCUCGCUCAGCAGGCACAGAAGUCGGCCGCCGGGGCCACUGAUUCCGUGGCAAAGAAAGGAGAGGAAGCCGACGCUAUUUCUCAAAAGUCUCAAGAGGCUGCCUCCGUGGCGAAGUCAAAAGCUGAGGAGCUCAAGGAAUCUGCUGCCGAUGCCGGGAAGGAUGCCGCAGCUGCGACAGCUGCAGGCGCAGAGGGCGUAAAGAAGGCCUCUCAGGAGGCCGCGGCCUCCGCGACCGACAAGGUUGUAUCGGAAACAGAGAAGGCGAAGCAGACGCUAAGAUCCGAGGCAGAAAAGGUCGAACCUGCUCUUAAACAAGCGUCUGAAUCUGCCAAGGAGAGAGCAGAGCAAGCUACUGCCGCGCUGAAGUCCGGCGCCGAGUCCAUGAAGGAAAAAUCCGAACAGGCGGCCAGUGCCGUUCGUGAAACUACCAAGAGCGCCUCCGAGAGCGCUGCCAUCGCCGUAAAAGCCGUUCCCGAGCUCCUCAAGGAUACCGCUCAGGAAGUGCACGACAAAGGCAAGGCGAAAAUAGAUUCGCUUCUGGAGCAGGGCAAGCAGGAGGAACCGGCCACUGCCUCGAGCAGCCCCGCAGAGCAAAAAUUGUCCGAAUCGAUCGCCUCAGGGAAAACUCAGUCCGAAUCUGCAAGUCAGCAAACGAAGCCCCCGCUUCCCGAAGAGCCGAGGCAAUCCGAAGCGAAACCUCUCGACUCCGCAGUUACGAAACACAUGGUCUACACCGCCAUCGUCGACGUCAACGCGGCGGCCGCUGGCGAAAGCGCACUCUCCGCUAAAACGGUCACAAUGAAGAGCGGCUCGGAAGUAAAAGACGGCACGGCCGAACUGCACUUCAGCGACCCCGUCAAGGACGGGCCACAGGAGACCGUGGAGUCGCCGAAGGCGGUCUCCCAGGAGGUGCUCGACUCCGCCAAGUCCGAAGCCGAGCUCCUCGUCGAGCGGGUCAUAUCGUCCGUCGUCGGAGCCUCGGAGUCGUUGAAGCACUCGGCGGACGACGCCGCCCACACCGAGAAGGACCGGCUCGAAAAGCUCAAGGAGAAGGCGCAGCAGGAGUUCGCGUUGUGCCAGGAGAAGGCCCACCACUUGCUCAGCGACGUCACUUCCGCCGUCUCGACCGCAGCCACUUCCGUCGCGGCGAAAUCGGCGGAGAUAUACGACGCGACCAAGAACAAAGCUCACGACCUAUCGGAACAAGUCACGGCGAAGGCUUCGGACACUGCCGAGUCCCUGAAGCACGGAAUGCACGCGCUACAGGAGCAUGCCGCGGAGUUACCGCAGCUGAUCUUGCACACCUCCAAGUCGCACGGGCCGUCCGGUGAGGCGACCACUGGCGGCAGCGUCUCCGAGGCCCCCCACGAGCAGGCGCCGCUGCUCCAAGCAGACCCCCAGCAAGAGAGGCCCGGCGAAAGGUUAAGUCCGAGCCCUAAACCGGAAGAUAUUGAAUCUGCAGUUGUCAAAAUUCAGGCUGGCGUGCGGGGUUACCUCACCAGGAAGAACCUGCAAUACCGAACGCAACAAGAUGGCGAGGCCUCGCAAACGACGGGGAACGCGAGCGAGACGGAGCAGUCGGCGGCGCCAACGGCAAACGGUAGCGAGCCAUCAGACACGGAAGCGGCGGCGACCAAAAUUCAGGCCGCCUUCCGGGGCUACAUGGUCCGCAAGGAACUCAAACCCGACAACGGACCUGGAAGCGGCGCCAUGCACAGGGAGGAUCUGGUCGAGUCUCGCUAGUCCUCCACCAGAUCGGCGCUGGCGGCAGCUCGCUGAACUGCGCAGCUCAAAAUUUUUUUCCUCGAACGGCGGUCGGAAAGCCGAGACAAGUGCCUUCUAUAACACUAUCUUCCUUUUCUAUUAUUUCAAGAGCGCGUGGAAAAGAAAAAUGAAAAUGUGCAGAGAGUCUAUAUGUUAUAUAGUGCGUGCUUGUGUUAUUGAAUGUACAGAGUUUAGAGAGAGUUGUUUGUCUCUUUUCGACCAGGUGUCCUUUCCGUUCGCUGCACGGACGCUUCGGUCCUAGACCAUUUUAGUUUCCGUUCAUGGGGGCGUUGUUACCUUGGCGUAGGGGUCAUUUUCCUCGCAACCUAUUCAAAUACAUGUACGACUGCUUCGCUGUUUGCGAAGUGUCUGUAACGUGCUGUGUGUCGGGCAACGCGGGCAGAAAGGCUUUCGUAUCAGCUAUAGGACGACACCCCAUAUAUCUUGUGGUAAAACGGUCUAUGCAAUGAUUCCGUGUCUGCCAGCCAUGUGGUGUCAGCUCCGAAGUCACCAAUGUUCUUUUUUUAUAUAUAUACACGGCCGCUGUUCAAGCGUGUUUUACGUUAUUAUAUUACAAGCAUUUAUAAGUUAUAAUUUCUCAGUAGACGGCUCCGGGAUGGCUUCAAGCGUCGACCGGAGAGGCAUGCAUGCACUGCCUGUAGAUUUUAUAAGUGUCCGCACGGAUUUGUCACCCUCAACCGGCGGCUGUAGGAAGUGUCUGUGCGUGACGUCGCGCUACUUUCAGCGGAAGAAAGUUUCGUGACCGUGUGUGCCUUAUAUUGUCACUUGUUACGACGUGAGUGUGAAAAGAGCAAUAGUUUUACCGGCGCUUUCCUUUCUCUCUAUUUCACAAUAAACGUUGGAGUAUUUAACUUGA
Messenger RNA from Dermacentor andersoni, 3927 nucleotides. RefSeq lists its product as uncharacterized. The record is from RefSeq and is a predicted model, not a curated record. NCBI's taxonomy places the organism in Eukaryota, Metazoa, Arthropoda, Arachnida, Ixodida, Ixodidae. Gene Ontology annotation, molecular function: protein binding.